This is a messenger RNA of Aplysia californica (California sea hare), 608 nucleotides long. RefSeq names its product sodium/calcium exchanger 3. Gene Ontology annotation, cellular component: membrane. Gene Ontology annotation, biological process: transmembrane transport; calcium ion transport. The record is from RefSeq and is a predicted model, not a curated record. NCBI's taxonomy places the organism in Eukaryota, Metazoa, Mollusca, Gastropoda, Aplysiida, Aplysiidae. Gene Ontology annotation, molecular function: calcium:sodium antiporter activity.
AUGAGCUGAUAGAAAGAGUGGCCGAUGCCUUGGACCAGGUGGAAGAAGAAGAAGUCACGUGGGGAGGACAGUUCAGAAAUGCAAUGACAGUGUCUCCAGAACCCGAUGACGACGGUAAUGAGGUGGAGCCCAAGUGGUACCAUUACGUCAUGCACUUCAUCUCCUUCUUCUGGAAAAUCUUCUGCUCCAUAAUACCCCCAACCACAGUUCUGGGUGCUUGGCCUUCGUUUGUUCUAUCACUGCUCUUUAUUGGGAUGAUGACAGCUUGCGUUGAGCAGCUUGGCAAACUAUUGGGUUGUGUGAUCGGCAUCAAGACGAGCGUGACGGGCAUCACCAUCAUCGCCCUGGGCACCAGUCUGCCCGACACCUUCGCCUCACGCACGGCAGCGCUGCAGGGGGAGAACGCAGACGCUGCCAUCGGAAAUGUCACAGGUAGCAACAGUGUGAACGUGUUCCUGGGCUUGGGUCUGCCCUGGGUGAUCAGCACCAUGUAUCAUCUGGCCAAAGGCACCGAGUACAGGAUCAAGUCCGACAACCUCACCCAGAGUGUCAUCAUCUUCUGCAUCUGUGGAACCAUCUGCCUCAUCUUCUUGUGUAUUCGGAGAAAG